AUGGAGGAUUCUGCUGCUCCUGGUCGUGCUGCAUCAGGGGAGUGGAGCCUAAGGCUGCAGGCCCUAAAGGCUCGUAUGAAGAAGGGAGGUCCUGCUGCUGAUGCUGCUGCUGCUGCUGCUGCUGCUGAGGGGUUAUUUAUCUCCCCAAGUGCCCCUGUGUCUGCGUCUGCUGCUGCUGCUGUCACCAUCUCCUCCCCUCCUCCUGGUGCUGCUGCUGCUGCUGGGGGGUUGGCGAGGGACGGAAGGUUAAAGCCUCCGCCGCUGCAGAGGCGACAGCUGCAGCAGCAACUGCUGCCGCAACAGCAGCAGCAACUGCAGCAGCAGCAAGUACAAAUGCCACAGCAGCAAAUGCAGAUGCCACAGCAGCAGCAGCAGCAGCACCGCAGCAACCAACCUAAGAAGCUCCCUAGUACUGCACAAGGGAGGCUGCUGCAGCAGCUGCAGCACGCGCUGCAGCAGCCGCCACCUCCCCCGCUGCAGCAGCAGCAGCAGCAGCAACGAACUGCUGCACCACGAAUGGCGUCAACACCAGCAGGACGUUCAUCGUCUCCUGUCUUUGAUUCUAUUACUGCUGCUGCUGCAGGUGCUGCAGCAGUUCCUGUUGCUUCUUCUGCUGCUGUUACUGCUGCUUCCCCUAGUUAUGCAGCAGCAGCAGCAGCAGCAGCACCAGUGUCUCAAUCUUUUGCUGCAUCAGGCAGCAGAGACUUUGAUGCCCCCAUGUCUUUUGAGGAAUUAAUGCGAAGAAAGAGGGAGAAGGAGCAGCAGCAGCAGCAGCAACAGCAGCAGCAGCAGCAACAGCAGCAGCAACAACUUAGGGAAGCGGGGAACGGACCCCAACGGCUGUCCGAUCCCGCAAAUGCAGCAGGACCUCCAGCAGCAGCAGCAGCAGCAGCAGCAAGCUUUCCUCCAAGACGACAGCAGCAGCUGCAGCAGCAGCAGCAACAGCAGCAGCUGCAGCCUGCACCAAAGGCACAGCAGCAACCAGGGCAGGUUCUGCAGCAACAGAGACUCGCGCGGCACCAAAGCCCACCACCACAGCAGCAACAGCAGCAGCAGCAGCAGCAGCCACGAAGCCCGCCUCCUGCAGCAGCAGCAGCCGCGGGAGUAGCAGCAGCACCUACUGCAGCAGCUGCAAGAAACGUGCAGCAGCCAAAGCCGCCUCUGCAGCAGCAGCCACAGCAGCAGCUGCAGCAGCAGCAACAGCAGCGAGCCCCCUUCCAGCAGCAGCAGCAGCAGGCGCAGCCGAAGCAGGCGCCUCCUGUGCAGCAGCAGUGGCGGCAGCAGCAAUUACCGCCGCUACUGCAGCAGCCACCGCAGCAAAAGCAGCAGCAGCAGCAGCAGCCUAAAGCCCCGCUGGCUACACCUCCUGCAGGGCGCAUCCAACCACCACCAGUGCAGCAGCAGCAGCAGCAGCAGCAGCAGCGACAGCUGCCGGUGCAGCCAGGAGCAGCAGCUGUUCCUCCGGUGCAGCAGCAAGCUAUUAAACCUAAGGCUGCUGCUCCUGUUCGUGCUGCUCCUAAGGCAGCAGCAGCACCACCACCUGCUGCUGCUGCUGUUCCUGCACCACCUGCUGCUGCUGCUGUUCCAGCACCACCUGCUGCUGCUGCUGCUGCUGCUGCUGCUCCAGGAGCAGUAGCGUCCCGUCCAGCACCUGCAGCAGCAGCACCAGCAGCAGCAGCGCGCCCAACGCCUGCACCGCCUGCAGCAGCAGCAAACCGUGCAGCACCUCCUGUUGCAGCAGCAGCAGCAGCAGCUCCAGCAGCAGCUGUAGCUAGGAGAGGUCAUGUGCCUAAAGCAGCAGCAGCAGCAACAGCAACAAAAACAGUUGCUGCUGUCCCUGUAUCGCACUCCGCUCCUGCAGCACCUCCUCCUGCUCCUCCAGCAGCAGCAGCAGCAGCACGGCUCCAUCCACAGCAGCAGCAGCAGCAGGUGCUGCAUCAACCACAGCAGCAACUGCAGCAGAAGCAGCAGCAACUGCAGCAGCAGCAGAUGCAACUCAAGAAACCAGCAGUUCGCAAUACAGCAGCAUCCUCUUCCCUCCCUGCUGCUGCACCUGCUGCUGGCGUAGCAGCAGCAGCACCACUGCAGCAGCAGCAGCAGCAGCAGCAGCUCCCCCGACCUGCUCAACCGCAGCAGAUUAAGCAGCAGCAGCAGCAGCAGCAGCGGCCACAAACGGCUGUGCCCCCAGUGGUGAAGCAGCAGCAACAACCGGGCAGACCAGCACCGAGACUGCCGCAGCAGCAGCAGCAGCAGCAGCAGCAGCAGCCACCGCCGCCGCCACUGCAGCAGUUGCAGCAGCAGCAGAAACAGCGGCCAGGUCUUCAGCCGCAGCCUGCUGCACCCCUCGUCAGAACGCAGCAGCAGCAGCAGCAGCCGCAGCAGCAGCAGCGUGCUGCCGCGGUACCUGGGGCACCUCGGCAACCUCAACAGCAGCAGCAGCAACUGCAGCAGCAGCGGCAGCAGCAACAGCAGAAUGUAGCAUCUAGGGCAGUAGCAGCAAGACCUGCUGCCCAAGGCAUUCGCUCCUCCCUCCAAGACCCGGAGCAGCAGAAGCUAGGGGAGCACCUUGCUGCUUGCUGCUCCGCCUUUGCUCCCCUAAGGGGGCCCCUAUGGCCUUAUGGCUGCGGAUCUAUGGAGGCCCUAAUCAAGCAGAUGCAGCAGGUAACUGCAGCAGCAGAUUCAAGACUUGCUGUUGCUGCUGCUGCUGCUGCUCCUGCUGUUGAAGCAGCAGUUGCAGGAGCAGACAUGCAGGAGGAUCCUGUAUCCCCCCUGCUGCACACUCGCACAAGGCCGGACCAGCAGGAGCAGCAGCAACAGCAGCAGCAGCAGCAACAACAACAACAACAGCAGGAGAAGCAGCAACAGCAGCAGCAACAGCAGCAGCAGAAGCGGCAGCAAGCUUCUGCCUUUGCCCCGCUGCUGCCGCUGCUGCGGCUAGCAGCAGCAAAGGCAGAAGUUGCUUCUCGUGAUCAGCUGUCUUUUGUGGAUAUAUACGGAGCAGCAGCAGCAGGAGAGACAGCAGCAGCAGCAGCAACAGCAGCAGCAGCAGAGACAGCAGUUGCUGCUGCAGUAACAGAUGCGCAUGCACCAACAACGCAGCAGCUGCUGCAGCUUCCUGCUGCUGAUAUUGUUAAGAGAUUAGAGGAAUUCGCGCAGCAGCAGCAGCAGCAGCUAAAGUCUCUGCAGAUGCAGUUUGCUGCUGCAGCAGGGAAACGAAUCUUGGCAACUGAUGCUACUGCUGCAACACCUGCUACUCCUGCUGCUGCUGCAGCAGCAGCCCCAGCAGCAGCAGCAGCAGCGCAACAGCCGCCAACAAAGAGGACAAAAAUUGUCUCUACACUGACCGCCGUUCCCCCUACAGGGGCUUGA
Eimeria maxima is the source of this 3369-nucleotide messenger RNA. RefSeq lists its product as hypothetical. Lineage: Eukaryota; Apicomplexa; Conoidasida; Eucoccidiorida; Eimeriidae. The coding region runs from base 1 to 3369 and encodes 1122 amino acids. The record is from RefSeq and is a predicted model, not a curated record. The transcript is spliced from 2 exons.